AUGGCAAGAAAAGUGAGCCAUGCGCUGGAUAUGCCUCUGCACUGGAAAUUACCAAGGGUGGAAGCUAUAUGGUACAUCGAUACCUACGAGCAAGAACAGAACAUGAUUCCAAGUUUGCUGAAGUUAGCCAAGCUGCAAUACAACAUCGUCCAAUCAGUUCAUCAAAAGGAAGUCAGCAAACUAGCAAGUUGGUGGACAGACAUUGGUUUAGACAAGAUGACCUUCGCCAGAGACAGGUUAGUUGAACAUUAUUUCUGGUGCAAUGGAAUGGUUUCAGAUCCUGAAUAUAGUGCUUUUCGAGACAUGGGAACCAAAGUGAUUUGCUUGAUAACAACAAUUGAUGAUGUGUAUGAUGUAUAUGGCACUUUAGAAGAGCUGGAGCUUUUUACAGAUUAUGUUGACAGAUGGGAUAUUACUGAAAUUGACAAGUUGCCUAUGAACAUAAAGACUGUUCUUCUUGCCAUGUUUAAUACAACAAAUCAAAUAGGAUACUGGACUAUGAGAGAACGGGAUUUCAACAUCAUACCUUACUUGAGUAAACAAUGUGCAGAUCUCUGUAAAGCUUAUCUUAAAGAAGCAAGGUGGUAUCACUCUGGAAAAAAGCCGACAUUGGAUGAGUAUCUUAAGAACGCCGUGGUUUCAAUUGCUGCUCCAAUCAUGUUGUUCUGUGCUUACUUCCUCACGGCUGAUAAGAUUACUGUGGAGGCAUUGGAGUACAUAGACAAGCUUCCGAGUAUCAUGUGGUGCCCCUCCAUGAUUCUUCGACUCACAAACGAUCUGGGAACAUCAUCUGAUGAGUUGACACGAGGAGAUAAUCUGAAGGCGGUCCAGUGCUACAUGAAUGAUAGCGGUGAAAGUGAAGAAGUGGCCAGGAAAUAUGUUGAUAAUUUAGUGCACGAGACAUGGAAGAUUCUGAACAAAGAUUUGCUUGGAAGCUAUCCUUUCGGUGAACCAUUUCUCACCGCCAAUCCGAAUCUUGCUCGAACAACUCAAACCUUUUAUCAGUACGGAGAUGGACAUGGCAUCCCUCAGCACUGGACUAAAGACCACUUGAAAUCAUUGUUGGUGGAACCUUUUGCUCUUAGCGAGUGAUGAAACAACAGUUUGGCUACUGCAACUCUGCAAGACUAUUAUGAAUAAGAGAGCAGAUUUAUAUAUUUUCAUUCAGUACUGGUGUGUGCAAGUAAAUGGCGUCAUGUCAUAUUGGAUGCCAUUAUGUAUGACAACUUGUAAUUCGGCCAGCUUAUACUGUUUAUCAUUCCCUAAUCCCUACCGUAUAACUGGGGAUCGUAAUGGACUCGGGUGUCCGUGUCAAAGUUUAUAUCCGAUUUGAAAAU
Molecule: messenger RNA, 1337 nt
Organism: Daucus carota subsp. sativus
Lineage: Eukaryota; Viridiplantae; Streptophyta; Magnoliopsida; Apiales; Apiaceae
Product: (+)-alpha-terpineol synthase
Exons: 5
Coding region: 1-1092 (363 amino acids)
Biological process (GO): diterpenoid biosynthetic process
Molecular function (GO): terpene synthase activity; magnesium ion binding
Source: RefSeq, a predicted model, not a curated record